AUGGCAGUCUUCAAGCUCUCUUGGUCCCUUUUGAAAGAAAUAAACAAGGUAAUGAGGAAUUUUUGGUGGGGCCAGAUUGAGAAUGAAAGGAAGAUCCAUUGGAUCUCUUGGAAUUCCAUGGGAAAGUCUAAAGAUGCAGGUGGGCUAGUCUUUAAGGAUUUACAUAGCUUUAAGCUUGCAACGUUGGCUAAACAAGGAUGGAAACUGUUGCAUCACCCUCAAGCUCUAGCAUCUCAUGUACUAAAAACAAAAUACUUCCUUCAUGGUGAUUUCUUUCAGGCCAAAUCGAGAAGUAAGCCUUCUUUUAUUUGGAGAAGUAUUUUGGCUGCAAGAGAGCUAUUGAAUAAUGGCACCAGAUGGAGGGUAGGGAAUGGUGAAUGUAUUAAAACUUGGAAGGAUAAGUGGAUUCCAAGGUUGUCUUCUUAUAAAGUUAAGAGUCCAAUGAGUAGUUUGGGUCCUGAGGCUACUGCCAGUAUCUUAAUUGAUUCAACCACAAAACAGUGGAAGACUAGUAUGGUGGAGGAAAUGAUCUCACUCAAAGAGGCAAGGUUGAUCAAGCAGAUUCCCAUUAGAUACAAUAACAGAUCAAAUAAGUUAAUUUGGAUAGGAUCAGCUCAAGGGUCCUUUUAUGUGAGAAGUGCCUUUCAGUUGCAUAAGGAGAUAAUGGAUGCUAAGAGAGGGGACCUCAUGGUGGAAUUGGAUGCAGCAGGAGGUAAGGAACUCGUGGAGGAAUUUACAGUGGUUGCAAAGGGAGUUUGGAUGUGA
Juglans microcarpa x Juglans regia is the source of this 765-nucleotide messenger RNA. RefSeq lists its product as uncharacterized. The record is from RefSeq and is a predicted model, not a curated record. NCBI's taxonomy places the organism in Eukaryota, Viridiplantae, Streptophyta, Magnoliopsida, Fagales, Juglandaceae. The coding region runs from base 1 to 765 and encodes 254 amino acids. The transcript has 2 exons.